UUCGGCGCAAGUAUUUCUUCCAAGGCCUAGUCUCCUUUGGUGUUUCUGCAAAGUUGGUUAGUCUUUGCAUCUCUGCAGCAAGCCAGGAUCAUGAUUUUCAGUGAAUAUACGAUUUGUAUAUUUGUGGUCUUUUUUCGAAUAACAGCCAGUGCUGGUAUUCCUGAUGUAGUUACAAAAUCGAGUGAAGCAUCAGACAUCAGUUCCAAUACAUCUAUUCCAUUAGGAAUUGAUCUACAACCCAUAGAUGACGAAAACUUAGGGGUAGGUAGGCUGAACCUAGAUUUGGAUCCCAAUAUCGGAAUAGAAAAUGAAACCUCUGACUGUAAGCACCAAUGUGUAUGGUACUACCAAUGCAGCAAUGGCAGUAUCAAUACCAAUGGAGCAGGAAUCAUCAAUAUAAGAGAAAAAGACCUACCGUGUGGCGACAUCUUCCACGUGUGCUGCAAGCUGGAGGACGUAUCCACCUCUCCCAUAACCCCAGCUCCCCCACCAGUCUCUCGCCCCAAAGGCUGCGGCUACAGGCGCUCCAACGGCAUAGGAAUCCGCAUAACAGGCGACGAGGCAGGCGAAUCCCAGUUUGGAGAGUUCCCUUGGAUGGUCGCCAUCUUCAAAAACGUCGGCCCCAACGACGUCAGCCCCUUUCCCAAGUGCGGGGGCGCCCUGAUCCACCCCCAAGCGGUCAUCACUGCAGCGCACUGCGUCACCAACAAGGCUCACCAGUUCUUAGUGCGAGCCGGCGAAUGGAACCUCAAUGUAGCCAGCGAGCCCUUCCUCCAUCAAGAUGUGCCAGUCCGGUCGGUGAAGAUCCACCAUGAGUUCUACUCAGGAGCCCUGUUCAACGACAUAGCCUUCUUGUACCUGGACAAACCAGUGGAGCUAGCAGCGAACGUGGAGGUUAUCUGCUUACCCCCACAAAACUUCUCGCAUCGAGCAGCCAGCGGUAGAUGCUUCUCCACCGGCUGGGGCAAAAACAGAGAAGGACGAGAUGGGCAGUAUCAGUCGAUCAUGAAGAAAAUCGAUCUACCUUUUGUGCCUAGAGACACCUGCCAAGCGCAGCUGCGGAAGACCCGCUUGGGCAACUUCUUCAACCUCCACAGGAGCUUCAUGUGCGCUGGGGGAGAGAAAGACAAAGAUGCUUGCACGGGCGAUGGAGGUAGUCCCUUGGUGUGUCCGUUGGAGGGGCCUGUUGAGAGGUACUAUCAAGCUGGGAUUGUGGCUUGGGGUAUCGGAUGUGGGGAUGCUGACGUGCCUGGGGUUUACGUGGAUGUGGGACAGUUCAGGGAAUGGAUUGAUGAGCAGAUGAGGUUUAAUGGGCUUGAAACGGGAGGGUAUGUCACAGACUGAGGUUGAAGUGUUGGACAUUUGCUGACUGUAUUGAGACCAUUUAUUUAUUUUUGAGUGGUUGUACUGAUAGAGAUUAUAAUUACUUUUAUAAUAAAAGACUAUUUAUUGAG
Messenger RNA from Phaedon cochleariae (mustard beetle), 1454 nucleotides. The record is from the annotation of a GenBank genome assembly. Lineage: Eukaryota; Metazoa; Arthropoda; Insecta; Coleoptera; Chrysomelidae.